This is a messenger RNA of Lacerta agilis (Sand lizard), 1920 nucleotides long. RefSeq names its product developing brain homeobox 1 (gene DBX1). The record is from RefSeq and is a predicted model, not a curated record. Gene Ontology annotation, molecular function: DNA-binding transcription factor activity, RNA polymerase II-specific; DNA binding. Gene Ontology annotation, biological process: regulation of transcription by RNA polymerase II; cell differentiation in spinal cord. NCBI's taxonomy places the organism in Eukaryota, Metazoa, Chordata, Lepidosauria, Squamata, Lacertidae. The transcript has 4 exons. The coding region runs from base 453 to 1523 and encodes 356 amino acids.
CCAAGAGGCGGUCAAUAUGCAAAAUUGAUGCCUGCCCCUUCUUUGUGGCGGGCCCAUUGUGCGGUGCUUGCUGAUGAAGCCUAAUCCAAUCCUAAAUUGCGCCCCCGGACCAAUCAGGGAGCCCCGAGUGCCCGAUGAAUGAAACUCAAGGGGAGAACCCCAUUGUGGGAGCUGUCACUUCGGGAAGCGCCUGAGCGGCCCGGACCCCUAUAAAACCCCAUUGCGCCAGAGAAAGGCCGAGGAGAAGAAGCCUGCCAGUCUCGCUUAGGUGGAUCUCGAGAGAAAAGGAGACAGAGCAAGACCAUUUGUUUAAAAAAUAAAAAAGGGAGGGGGGAGGAAAAAGGAAGCGGGGCGAAGACUACUUUGGAAAAGCAACAGCCAGCCAUUCCAAGUUGAAGCUUGGACCCUUGGCCAGGCGGGCGCUUCCUCUGCCUCCCUCCCCGUCUCCUACCAUGAUGUUCCCCAGCCUGAUCGCGCCUCCCGCCGUCUAUCCGAGUCUCCUGAGGCCGACACCGACCCUCACGCUGCCUCAGUCGCUGCAGUCCGCCUUCUCCGGCCACUCUAGCUUCCUGGUGGAAGACCUCAUCCGCAUCAGCCGGCCCGCCGCUUACCUGCCUCGUAGCGGCGGCGCCCCGCCGCGGGCCAGCCUGUCCCCACCGCCACCGCCUCUGUCUGGCGCCAGCCCCGCCCGGACGGGCCCGCCGGGACCCUCGUCGGCCGAGCCGGCCAACUCCGACGGCGCUGCUCGACGGGGCUGCUCGGCGCCCGCGCCCGCCUCGCCCGCCAGCGACGCGCCCUUCCUCAAGUUCGGCGUGCACGCCAUACUGUCGUCGGCGCCCCGGACAGAAACCUCACACGCGCUGAUGCAGAACGUCCCUCCCAAGACUUUCACUUUCCCGUAUUUCGAAGGAUCCUUCCAACCUUUCAUCAGGUCUUCUUAUUUUCCAGCUUCAUCUGUGGUGCCUAUUCCUGGCACUUUCUCUUGGCCUCUGGCUGCCAGGGGGAAACCACGCAGAGGUAUGCUCCGCAGGGCUGUCUUCUCAGAUGUGCAGCGCAAAGCCCUGGAGAAAAUGUUCCAGAAGCAGAAAUACAUCAGCAAACCAGACAGGAAGAAACUGGCAGCCAAGCUGGGCUUGAAGGACUCCCAGGUGAAGAUCUGGUUUCAAAACAGGAGGAUGAAGUGGAGAAACUCCAAAGAGAGAGAGCUCCUGUCAUCUGGUGGCUGCAGGGAGCAGACAUUACCCACAAAGUUCAACCCUCACCCAGAUCUCAGUGACGUAGGCAAGAAAGGUUCUGGAGAGGAGGAGGAAGAAGUAGCCUCACCCCGGUGCCCAGCCAGCCCCAGGCAUUCCUUAACAUAUCACCAGUCCACAGAUGACCCACACCUGAGAGACAGGUUGGACUCCCACAUGCUCCCUUCCCCCACACAUUCCAGCAGCCCCAGCAAACCGUCAGACUUCUCAGACUCUGAGGAAGAGGAUGAAGAGGGGGAGGAGGAUGAAGAAGAGAUCACGGUCUCAUAGAGACCCUUCUUCUUGCUAUCAUGAAAGGGGACAUUGCAAAGAUGUAAAUAAACCAAGGGCUAUCUAAUUGAAGAGGUGGCGUCCUUCCACACCCACACGGUUCAAAUAGACAAUGUACUGAUCAUCAUGCAUCCUUGGGAUUUCUGUAUGACAUAUUCCAGAACUACCCUGAUUAGGAACCCCUUGCCUCAAUAUCCUCCUGUUGUGAUCACUGACUAAUCAGCCAGUCUUGCACUUUUUAAUUGAAAACUAUAGACUAGAAAGCCGUUAAAAACAUACACACCCCUUUGGUAUUAAGAUCAUGUUGAUUUAGAAGCAGAAUAAUUAGCCUAAUUCAGUUGUGAUCCGCUUAGCUAAUUCCAGGAUGUAUUAAUUUAUCUGAAAAUAUCAGCAAUCU